Messenger RNA from Xyrichtys novacula (pearly razorfish), 38432 nucleotides. NCBI's taxonomy places the organism in Eukaryota, Metazoa, Chordata, Actinopteri, Labriformes, Labridae. The record is from the annotation of a GenBank genome assembly.
AUGAAUCCUCCGAUGAUCGUCUCCACCAACUCCGUCUCCACGACCAGAAGUAAGGACCUUUUCACCGUCCGACAGGUCCUCCUGCGGUCUUCCUGAGAUGUUUGCCGUUUAUUGAUCAGCCGAGACUUAAAAUCAUGGAGCUAGCUGUGCUAGCUAUUAGCCGCUAACUCAGUUCUGUUUGCAGAGAGUUAGAAUAUAUAUAUAUAUAUAUAUAUAUAUAUAUAUAUAUAUGUGUGUGUGUGUGUGUGUGUGUGUGUGUGUGUGUGUGUGUGUAUAAGAGAGAGAGAGUAAAGACUUUAAUUCAGGUUCAAUGAACAGGAUAAAUGUACAGAUUAAGUUUAAUUACAGUCAAGAUGACUAUACUUUUUAAUUUCAAUAACAGUAAUUCAAAUUAUCCCGACUGAGAUAAAUUACAGCCUGUGACCUACACAGAUAAAGCUGAAUAAACAGUUUCCCUGCAGAGAAAAUAAAAAAGAAGAAAACACAGUAAAUGUGAAGUAAAAACUGACAUUUGUGUGAAAUAACUUUAAAGUCUAUAUAGUUUGUAAAAUUUUAAAAUAAAUGAUUUUAAUUCAGGUAAAUACACAGGGAGAUAAAUGGAGACAUGUAAGUAUUUAUCAGAGUACUUUAGUGCCAGAAAAGUUGAAGUAUUUACAGAAAUCAGAGUGAUGCAGUCAUGUUAAAAAAGAAUAUAAGUGUGAAAAUGUUAAUUCAUUUAAAGAAGUCGCAAAAGAAGGUUAUAUUUGUUUAUUUACUGAUUAUUUGUUAGGGAAAAUUGCUCUGUAGUAUCUUAUAGUGGCCUAUUUACACAUGACGUAAUACUAAUGUAAAUUAACUAUAUAACCGUUAAAUAAGGACUUCAACAGAGAUGGACAGCAGCACAACAACAGUCAAACCAUGAGCACAUUUGUGAGUAAGGUGGGCUUUCACACGUGUUUGUAUGUGAUCUGUAGUUUUUAAGUCUCUCACUUUCUGUCCUUCUGUGUUCAAAGCCUAAAAUCCUCCAUUUAAUGUGGUAUAGCAUUUUUUAGUUUUAUUCCUCUCACUUAGACAGAUGAUUGACCGAAGGUUGUUUGGUUUGUUCAAUAUCCUGUUCCUCUAUCUCUGAUUUCACCACUUUGGUUAUUUACCAGCAGACUCAAUAUUUCUGGUGCAAUUAAUAAAUGAAAACAUUGUUAAAAUGACGGACUCAGAGUAAGUAAUAAUGCCAAUGUUUUAGGCAUUUUCCCUCUUAAGUAAUCAAUCAAUAAAUAUAGCUAACCCUUUUUUUAUAUUUCUUAAAUUUUGGUAACAUUUAUAUAUGUUAACCACUGCAGGGUUAACAAAGGAAUUUCUGACCCCUGCCCCUUUCAGUCAUUAAAUAUAAGAUAGGAUGAGAUAAGAUGUUCCUUUAAUACAGGGAAAUUCCAAAUUUACAGCAGCAUACAGACAUACAAAGAGAAAUUAAAGUAGAAAUUAAAGCAUAUAUGACAAAGACAAAAAUAUGUUAAACUGUGAACUGUUUUCUUCUUGCAAUGGGAAACUGUGGACAUCACCAUGACAGGAAAUAAUAAAUUAUAAUGGAGGACAAUAUAGUAUAGUAUAUACGACAUAUAGGACAGUAUAGCAUUAUACUGCUAUAUAGUCCUUCACAGUACUGGUUUUCAAAGCAACACAACUCAUCAUAUCUCAUCAAAGUCCCAAACUGUAGCUAUAUCAAGCACUGGUACAGUUGAAGAAAACGGUGUCUCUCUUCGGGUAUGAUUUAGAGCAGCAGUGUCAGGUAUGUAUUAAAAUAAAUUAGAUAAAUUAAAAAUAAAUUAAAAUAAAGACUCAGGUGUUCAGACGGAUCAUUUGCACACGGACAUGUAAUAUUUCUAAGAAGGACCCUUAGUUAAAACGUAACCAAUAAAAAAUCUUCAUUCCUCUAACAAAACCUCUGAUCCUUUCAUAGCUGAUCUCCACUGACUGAUCCUUGAACCGCUCUGAACUCUGUCUUUGUCUUCAGGGAAACGAGAGGCAGAGCGCUCUGUCAAUUGGACAGUGGAAGAGACUCAGGUGCUGCUGUGCGCCUGGAGCGAUGAGCGUGUACAGAAGAGUCUGGCAGAAAACCUCAGAAACCGGCAUGUCUUCAAACACCUCUCGGCCCGAAUGAGUGAAAUGGGAUUCUCCAGGAGUCCUCACCAGUGCCGACUCCGGGUCAAAACUCUGAAAGCCAAUUACGUGAGGGCCAAACUGCAGAGGAGCGUGGACAGCUCACAGCCCUGCACCUUUAAAUACUUCGCGGAGAUGGAUGCCGUUUUAGGCCGCAGGUCAGCUGAGGGGGAGGGAAGGGCCUACUUUAUUUCACCUGAACGGAUGGUUGAGUGUCACCUUAACUCCAUCAAUGGGACAGGAAGUAUCCUGCCAGAUUUAAACUCUAACACGGAGAACAGCGGACACCAUUUUGGUUCUUCAGGGAGGACGGAGAGACAGAGUUUGAGCUCCUCAGAGGAGAGAGGAGGACAUCAGUCCUGGCAGCUGGACUCUGAGGUCAAGGUGGAGGAUGGAGAGGUUUCAACAGAUGAGUUUGAGUUCAGCAGCCCUGGAUUCCCGAGAGACAAGCAUGAGGUGUACCUGGAACCGUCCUUGCAUAGAGACAUGAGCGGUACGUACAGAGACAGAUUCAUCAUCAUGAGAGACUUAGGGUUACAAAGUGCUGAUGAAAAAAGACUAUGUUGACUCAUUCCUCAGAGCUUUAAUGGCUUUUUGAUGCUUCUUACAGACUGGCCAAACUGGGAUCUUAGUCACCUGGUUAGCUGUUACUGUAGCUUUAUAAAACACAUAAAAAGGCACAGAAAUAUUGACUGUAGAGUAGAGAACACUUCAGUAAUCUUUAUUUGUAUGUCACCUGAUCUGCUGUCAUUUCACCUUCUGGUGAAAUAAAGAGUCAAUCAAACCGACCAAAUAAAGCUUAGAUAAAGAAGAGAGUUCAUGAAACAAAGACAACAGUCCUCUCAGGGUUAUGGAAAUCAGAUGUAGAGAUCGGUGAUGCUCUUGUUUUUCUUUAACCUCACUUUCAGGUGUGUCACCAUCCCUGAAUUAUGUUUGCAAACUACUCCAUAACACUCACGGAAAAAGGAAACUUCUUGAAGUUGUUUUGCAACCUCCUCUUUCAACAGGCUUAGUGUUUUUAUCAUCACUUGUUGUCUUCUUUCUCUCAGGAAACGAGCCAAACAAACGAGUGUUUUUGUACAAUUACAAGCUGCAACAACAGUUUCCCCUCUUUCUCAAAGCUCCACCCUCUGCUUCAGAUCUAUAUAUGUAUGGGAAAGAUGUUGGUCAGUGUCGGCCUCGCUCUGUAAGGCCCAGAAUCUGUGCACAAGAGAGAUGGUGUUUGAUAAAUUCAGCAAAACCCUCAAAAACAAGAAGAGCUCUGAGAAAGAUGAUUCUGGGCUCCUUCAGAGUAAUGCAAGGCCUGUACAGUCUGCCUGAAGAGUUUACCAGAAUCUCCUCUCCUACCCAGAAACCCUUACAAAUGCACUGAUAGAGCAGAUGUUGUUACUGGGGAGUAGAAAAGUCCAAAUGUCAAAAAGCAAUUUUGAUUUCUUCAAAGAACAAGUAGUGGCUCAUUUUACUGCUGCUGAAAUGUUUCAUACACACAAAAAAUGUUUGUUACUGUAAGCUUGAACCAAAUCAUUCAUUGAAAGACUUUCAGGUCCAGAACCUCCAGAAAAUGAUCUCUGACCUCAUCUUCUGUCCUGUGUCACAGCUCCACAACUGGGAAACAGCCUAAGCAGCCCGUCUCCACCUGUGGCACAACCUCCUCCACCUGACCAAUCGGCUUCCCCACCUCCCCCUGCACCCCUGGAUCCAAGUCCUACCAUCAUUCCCACUCCUAACCCCCCUCAACCAGAGUCCAGUGGCCUAGACCCGGUCGUUAAACAGCUGUCUGAGUGUUUCCAGGGUCUGGUUUCAGAGACCAGGAGCCUCCUUUUGCAGCUGGAGACUCAGCGUCAGGAGCAGGCGCGCUGGCAUCAGGAGCUCCUCACUCAAUGGCUAGGGAGGGAGGAGCGGCGGCUGAGGGAGACCGCUGAGAGGGAGGAGAGGAGGGAGAAGGCUCGCAUGGAGCACGAGAUCCGAGUACUGGAGCUGCUCACCAGUUUAGCCAGAGAAAAUAGGUGUAGGUGUGUAGGCGGACAGACUGCAGCAGAGGGAGUUGGAGUCGUGAACCGAACCAGGGACAGAGACAGAGACUAGGAUUAGCUCAGAACCGUGAACUUUACAGCUUUAACCCAAAGAGUGGAGGCUCAAGUGCAUCUCCAAACUGCACUUGCAGUUAAAAAAAUCACAGUCUGGUUACUCUGCAAAAUGUUGACUGAUCUGAAAGAAGGAAAAGCCCCUCAAAUCCCAGAGGACUGAUCACUAAACUCUGAUCUGAAGCAUGGAAGAAGAACUAGGGCUGAGCUUCAGAGACGAAGACGUUUGUCCUCACUGGCGUCUGUUUUAUCACCUCUGUGAGAAUCUCUCAGGUUUAAGUUGAUCUUCAUAACAGACCAAAACUGUUUGUGCACUUUGACAUGAAUUAAAAGUUUCACUUUUGAACUUUGUGUGUGUGUUUAUGUGGAAGUGUGUUUGCUGAUGGAUGAAUCUUUUGGAACUAACUCCCUCAUCUGAACUCUGAGUUGGCCACAGUAACACGUGACUGAAGCCCCUUCAACCAAAGUGAGGGUUUCAGCACUUGAGUUACUUCAGCUCAGAUACCUGACAGCUGACUUGAGGGGCCUGAAAUCACACACCCAGAUGAGUGUGAGAGCUGUUAUUGUGAUGAGAGUGAGCUGUGGUCGAGCUCUGCAGUAUGACAGGACUCUGGAUGUCAAAGUUUGUCUGUGGCUUUGCUCCAUCAAGUUAUCUCAGGACUCUUUAUAGAGAAGGCAGUUCCACACUGAACUCACAGUGAAGAGCAUGAGGAGAGAAGGUGGUUUAUUGAUUCUUCAUCAGCUCUGGUGUCUGACAUGAUCAGAAAAUCUGACCCUUGACCUUGAAAGUCAGGUUUUGAAGUGUUUAUCAUGGUUCAGGAUGUUUGUAUCCAUGAGGAGGACAAUGCUCAGUGACCUCAGUGCCACAGCGGGACGAACGUCAAACUUGCCCGUGUAAAUCUGUGUGUGCUGAUGUUAUCGUCUCUGCUGGCUGACAGGAAUGCAGCUCAAACAUCAAAACAUUUAUUUGUGUCUCUGCAGGAACAUGUUUAAAAUAAGAACAGCAGCCUGGGACGGAUACUUGCAUAACAGACCUUUAGCAUGGUUCUGGUACCAAAGUGAGCAGCAUACACCCUCACUUACAAUAAAGGGAAGGACAUAAUGGACCUGAUAUCAGCGGGUAUCAGAGGUGUGUGUUUUACAGUCUGACCUUGUUGAAGUCAGUGUGUGUAAAGUGUUGUUCAAGCUUUGCCUACAGCUGCCUGACCACACUACACUCACAUCCUUCCAUCCUGUUGUUUCCUUGUUUCUCUACAGCUUUGCCUCUUCCUCCAGAUAGUGAUUUUUUCAGAGUUACCCUCAAUCUUUGGGUCUUUGUACUCAGGUCAAACUUUUCUUUUAUCUCAGCCCAUCAAAGACACAUCACAGUGUUGCAUCUGCACAUGGUGCAAACAAACAGGCUGUCUGAUGGUUUCUCAGUCAGGUUUACACUGACACUGAAAUGUUUUCAUCGUCCCAUGUCAGAGUCGACCUGCAUGCAGAAAACUGUAGCCUAGCUUGCAUGCCCUCCUUUUGAUAAUAAUUGGAACCCUUCUUCAGCUCUUUGCCUCUAAAUGUGACUGAAACUAUGUGCUCGGGCUCAAGAUGAACUGGUAGUCAGCUGUUACAUUUCUUCUCCUAUAUUCCAGAUAAACUCUCAAGUUUCCCAGAAUUUCUUUGACAGUGAUAAAAAAGAAAUUACAAAGAUGAAUUCCCCAAAUGUUCAGUUUGGUUUCACUUCACACUUGUGUUUUAGGUCUGUGGUUUCUUUUCUUUCCAUCCUGAUCUCUGUGGUUCAACUCUGCUGGCCCUUUCAGUGAGAGGAAGCUGGAUAAGGGUGCCUACGUAAAUCUGCACUAAAAUCAGAUGAUGUAACUUCUCUGGAUGUUGAUGAAAUUUGGGAUGAUUCGUCGAUAUUUCACUGAGGCUUAUUACUCUGCUGGCAAACCCAACAGGCCCAAAGGUACUGCUGCCCAUGAAUCAGAGCUGUGAGAACGUUUGGUCUUGACAUCUUCACUUGUGUGAGGACACCUAAGUGUGUAAAGCACAUGUUUCCUGCAGAAAUCGAGAGCAAAAGAGAAAAACUGUUUUCCUCUACCUACUCAGUCAGUGAAGUCAUCAAUUCAUUUCCAAUUCACUUCUUUUCAAAAAAAGUCAAUAAAUUAGCUGGUUAUCACACCGAUGCCCUCUUUUACUCAGCAGUUACACAUUCAGAGCAUGAGAUCGCCAGUAAAAGCCUCACCAACAGAUGUAUCACAGCUCACACAUACAUGCGACUGUGUUUCCUUUUAUUUCAUGUUUUUCAGUGCAUUUUUCUUCUAUUUGAUCAAAUAACUCAGCCCUAGUCUAGACUGGUCUUUAAAUCCUGAGGCUGGAUGAGGGAUAAAUACUGAAGGGUAAGUUAGUUCUGUUAGAGACAGAAACAUGAUGAGUUUAAGGGCAUCCAGAGGGAACUUUUUUUUUCAAAGCUGUGCUUACUGUAGGGACACCCACACUAUGUUAUACUAUGUUUUCAAGUUUUAUGUACUGUAAAGGCAUCAAGGGAGUACUUUUUAAUGUUCGAUAUACUGAUAGGGUAACCAGGGACCACUUUUUUACAUUAUGUGCAUUAAAGUACAUCCAGAUGGUGUUUGUUCAGUGUUUUACCCAGAAGAAGUGUGUCCAGAAUGAGCUUUAACCAGAUUUGUACACUAAAAGACAUCCACGGAGACAAGACAUAUUUUAUCAGCUGGAGAGGCAUACAUACACGGUAUAACUUUUUGUAAGGCUGCAUGGGGGGGAUUCUGCUGUGUUUCCCUGACACACACAAACACCAUUUCCCACACAAACACAAUUUACAGAAACUACGAUAAUAACACCAACAAAUUUUCCAGACAUGAGCUGGGAUUCCCUGAGGCUCAAAUCACACCAUCGCUGAAUGAGGAAGUAAAACAGAGAAAACAGAGAGAAAAGCACCAAUGGAAAAACCGUCAGAGGGUGAGAGAGAAAGUGAAGAUGAAGAGAGACAAGUGCAAAUGAAGGGGGGGGGGGGGGGGGAGUGCAGACAGGGAGAAGGGGGAGGAGAGAGGCUCUGAUUGGCUGCUGCUUUUCCGGCACAGUGAAGUCUUGAGGCUGCGCGCGGAUCUGAGCUCAAACACACGGAGAGAGGACACAGAGGAAGUAAGCGUACAGCCAGAGUUCAUUCAUCAUGUCACUCUGAUUUCUUCUUGUACUUUUACCGCUGCACUCACACCGUGGACACGCAGUUUACUCCCUGUAUUAGCAGCUGAAUGAUGCGGCAGUAAGGAACCGGAGCCGAGGAGGGUCGUCUGCGCUUACCGCUUCGCUUUUAUUCUCGUGUGAACGGAGAAAGUCCGCUUGGAGAGGCUGUUUGUUUGGAACAUUUCGGAGCGGAAUACAAGGAGGAUUCCCACUUGGAGUACUGCUUGUUGAGGUGAGCUCACAGGAUUUACGGAAAGGGUAUUUUUUUGUGGUUUGGGGUGUAUUGAAUUCAGUGGUGUUUGUGCGCUUUGAAGAUUCGUUGUUUGUCCAGAAUGCGCGCAGGUGGUGAGGAGAGAGCGCACUUUGUCUGCAGCCAAAGAGGAUCAGGAGCGUGACUUGGUGCUGUCUACUCUCAGUCUGUUAUUUUACUACUUGAGUUCAGAUUUGAAGCUUGCAGGUUCAGAUGUCGGUGUCUGCACAUUUUUUUUGCAGUCUAAGGGCUUUCCGUGUGCCUUUGUCACAUUUUGUCUACACCUUUCCACCUGAAUCCAAACACAUAGCGUAAUAGCUCCUGAAUUGACUGUCUGUCUUUGAUACUGUUUUUUUUCCAUCCCGGGCUUUAAUUUCUGACCCCUGACAUUUACCCCAUUAACGAGGUCUAAAAAAUCGGUGUCAAUGGCGUUCAUUUUGAUCCUUCUGGCUAAGAGGAUUCUCCCUCCCCGUAAGACAGCGGGGAUCAGUGAGUAAAUCCAGAAUCUCUCCUGUGAACGCGCCCGGUGUUCUCCUUGGCUCUCGCUUUGUGUGACACAGUGUGUGUGUGUGUGUGUGUGUGUGUGUGUGUGUGUGUGUGUGUGUGUGUGUGUUUUUGUGUGUGUGUGUGUGUGUGCGCGCGCGCGCUAAUUCUGUUUAAUGUGCUGACAUGUUGAAUCCGGUUAUUGGUGAUAGUGACAGAGGGAUCCUCCUCUGAGCGCUGCGCGGAGUUGCUGCUAAAGUGGAUUAUAGAGCUGCGAUUGUGCAUGUGGAUGGCUUUUGUUAGUGCAAAUGCAGACAAAUAGGGCCUUAGGGGUAUGGGAGGUUUCCUGUCAACCUGGAUGGGUCGGAGGACAGAUAGUCAAUUUCAAAACAAGCCUUUUCAAAAUAACCCUAUAUCAUUUGCUUAAACCCUGGAUAGUAUUGAUUUAUUGAUCUGGUAAGCCAUAACCCCUACCCCCCCCCCCACCCCCACCCCCACCCCAAAUAUCAGGGUUUUUGCAGAGAAUGUAGACCUUAUUUCCAUCCUGUCACCUAAGUAAUUUAAUUUUUUGCCAGCCUUUGCAAAGUUGUCAUGAAUUCUUAAAGCUCCCAAAAUCCAAAGUACUCACAAUGGUGUUUCUGCAGCACCCACUGUGCAGGAUGUCUGCAGGGGUCCUGGGUGUGUCUGUCACAGAAUGAUGAGUCCAGGUGACAGAGUCUGGUCAUGGAAGCUCAGAGCAGCAGCUGCAGACAUUACUACCAGUCUAAACACUGCUGGUAGAGCAACAGUCAUCAAUGCUCUGUGUGGGGACUGCGGGGGAUGCUGUUGUCCAACCUCCUGCUGCUGGACAGUGCUUUGCAGCACACUUUAAAUGUGGAGGAACAGCAGUGAUAACAUCAUUGAAGUUCAGUCUAGGGUUCUGUAAAGUAAACGUGCAGCAUGAGGGACAUGAGAGACAAAUGCCCUAUUUCGACUAAACCUGUCUGUUUAAAUACUCAGCAGAGCAGCUGAUAGGUGGAUUUUUUUAGGCACACGCCUCCACAAAGCACACGCUUUGAUUUUGGUGUAGAAAAUGUAAAGCUUAAUUUUUAAAACUUAUGUUGCACAAAGUUUAGACUCUGGUCCCAUGUUUACCCUGAAUCAGCAGGACUCAGGUGACUCAUGAUGUCAGGUCUCUGAUAAGUCCCAGAUCUCUGCUGUUGGGAUUUAGACUAUAAGUUUGUCAUUGAGUCCUCUGUGGUCCAGCUGUGUCUAUCAGAGAUGUUUUUGGUGUGGGAGCUGAAGGAGGAUAUUUGCAGUUGCUUCAGCUUUGGGUCCGAACAUGGUGGCUGUGCAGCUCCCUCACACAGGUGGGUUUGUACAGAAGUCUCUCUGACCACACACACACUGAGCAGCCGUCUGUAUUUAAAGCACCUUUACUCCUCCUCCUCUGUGCAGACACUCUGAUAUCUCUCACCCUCAUUUCCUGCAGACAUGGAUGAGUGAAUUCCUCAUGCUGUUCAGUGUUUACACAGCAGGCUGUUGAUUUACUGCUGUCCCCCCCAAUGGUCCCCCUCCUCCCCUUACAAAUACAGAGCAGAAAACUCCUUUCUUCUCUUUCUCUGAGAAAGCUGUCUUGCUCAGGCUGCAGAGAAACUUUUAUCACAUCACAAAUCUUAGCCUUUUACUGCUCUGACCUGAGAGCUGCUGUGAGGCUGAAGACACAUCCCAGUAAAGAGACUCAGGGAAGUGUUUUAACAUCAAACCUGUGUCUAGAUGUGCGUGUGCUUCCUGCACCACAGGAACUCUGUGUGUGUCCAGUUUUUCCUCUGCAGCCUCUGAUCCGCUGAUGACUGUCAUCAUUAGUGUCGUUAACACUGCGGGCAUGGCGGGAAGAGCCCUGUCCAUUCUCUGAGAGUUUUAGUGACACUUCUAGGGAAAUAACAGUCCAGCCUCAGACGCUCUCAGCAGCCCCACCCUGAUGUUCAGAGACAGAAAUCACUGGGAAGCUUGUGUCACAGACGGCUCUGCAGCCUGGAGGGUAUUUCAUCUAAACACUGAGUUUGACUCCUGGUGUGACAUUUCCCUGAGGUGCUCUAAAAGCUGAUGCUCUUCUCUCUCUAAACGCCCCCAAAGGCCGAAAAGGAAAAUAUUUUGACAUUUCUGAAAUUUAUCCUUCACUCAUGACCUCAAACUAAAAUGUCCCUUUCUCACUCCCCCUCCAAGUCAUAUUUCUCCCACACAUAAUUACUUUCAUCUCUUUCACUUUCAGUUUGCAGGGCUUUGUCCUGGUUAAUGAGUUACAUGUGUCUGCAGAUUCAAGACUGCAGUUUUAAGACACCACCUGUGCAGGAACCACAUUUGUGAUGUCUAAAUACAUCUUUAAGUUUCUAACUAAAUGUGUCCUGUCAAUGCAGUCCUGAAACUGUAGCCUUCAGCUCUGCAGACACAUGCUGUUAGUUUAAAUUCUUGACCGACAGAGAAAGAGUCCCGGCCAGAUAAUAUCAGAGUUCCACAAGUCAAAGCAAGAGUAUAUGAGAGUAAAACAUCAGCAGAAAAGACUGCAGAAAAUAACGGUGGAAGUGUAAGUCACCCUGGAGUCUGAUCACAGUUUAAAGGGUUCCUGUCUCCUGUUUCUAAUAGAUUUUGAUGUCUGUAAAAUCCCCCAGAUUUCUGAGCACAUGUGCUCAAAAGCAAACAUUCACUUCAGUCUUUAUCCUGGUGUUUUCACAGGAGCCUGUUUUUUUCCUCCAGGAUGAGCAAAGGCAAAGAGAAAGUUAAACUACACUUCUUUACACAUGAGAGCAGAUGGCUACACACACACACACACACACACACACACACACACACGCACACACACACACACACACACACACACACACAACACACCAGAAUAAUAGCAGUAAUUAAAACCAUUCAUCCAAACCAAACAACCCCCCCCCCCAGUGUUUACCUUCAGCUGCCACCUAGCCGGGGCCGCACUAAACCACCAGCUACUUGCUAACAAUCUGCUUUUGCCAGACUGCCCCCCUUCACCAGCUUCACCAAGUCUAGUCCAGCUCCUUCACCUGGGAACCAAAUGUGGAUCAUCAGAGUCUCAGUUGUCACACAGUUUUAGGAGUCUGUGAGAAGCAGCUGCUGAAUCUGGUGUCCUCAGCGAUAUAGUGUGCAUGUUUUAGUUCUAGUUACUGCUAGUUCUAGUUACCGGUCUUUGCAUACAGACUUUCAUUUUUCUUUCUUUCCUGAAUGUGCAGCAAAAGUUCUGACCAGUGCAGAAAUGAAGCACAUUUGGAUCUUUAUUUCAGAAAUCUGUGAAAUCAAGACAACCAAGAGUCUUCAAAAAGGCCUCAAGAGCAUAGGUUUAGACAGACUGAAAGCAUGUCUGCAGACAUUUGUAGCCUAGCUUGCAUGCUGAUUUUCUUGGCAGUUCCCUUUUCAAGGGGCCGAGUGACAUGUAGGUCAUACAGUCACACUUGAAACAUACUGAAACAGACCAUUAAAAUGAGAUCAUAGCGACAUUUAAAGCAAAUUUGUGACAUAGGGAGUAAAUAUAAGGAGAACUUUCCUCACCAGUAGGUGGGUCAGGGAUCUGCUGGUUCAGAUCCCAGGACCGAAUGAGCCCUCUACAGUCCAUCAUCAUCUGUUUCAUCUUAAAGCUCAGAUGUUUCAGCUCAUUGGUGGUUUUACUUAGAAGUCAAAAACUCUGAGGUGGGAGGAGCUCCAAAAUCCAUCUGUAGCAAGUAAACAAAUCCAGAAACAUUCAACUCUCAUGGUGUUUCCCUCCAUCACACUCUUGAUCUUCCCCUGUGUGUGUGCGUGCGCGUGUGAGUGUGUGAGCGUGCAUGCGUUUGUUCAUGCGUGCAAUGCUUUAGCAUCGAGGACACAUGGUGCAGCAGAUGCUUGGCUCUCUUGCUACUCUUUCUCAUGGAAAUGUGUGUGUCCGUCUGGAUGAAUAACAGUGGUGUGUGUACGUGUGUGUUUUAUGCAGACAUGCGUGUUGGAGAGGAUAAGUGUGUGUGUCUGCAUGUGUGUCUGCGUGUGUGCACACAGUGAAGGAGGCCUGCAGUGAACUUGUGAUUAAUCUGUGUGUGUGUGUGUAUGUGUUUGUUUGUAGCUGUGUGAUCCUGGGAGAAAACGGAGUCUUGUGAUUUCUCUAAAGGUUAAUCUCAGACUCGGAAUAAUAUCAGAAAAGAAACACGAUGAUCCAGUUUGGAGCACAGAGAAAUCCAAACCAUAAGAGCUUCAGCCUUUUUUUUUUUUUGCAGACAUGAAGCAGAGACCUUUGUCUUUUACUGUAGGACAGAUUUCCUUAUUUUUGAUAAGCAACAACUAUGCACCCAGUCCUAUUCUGCACAUGAAACAAAUCUACACAAAUAAGAAAAGGGCCAAAAGUUCAACACGCUCAGGGUGUUGAAUGUCUUUUCUUCAUCCAUGUCUCCCUGAUAUUUAUGAACUGUGUGUCAAAGAAGCUAAAUCUCAUUAAAAAGAGCCAGAUGAUCAUAUUUCUAAACUGCAGGAACAAUCCUUCAGUCCUUCUCCACUGGGGGCUGUUUAACCCUGUAAAACCAUUUUCAACCAUUCAGAUGUUGUAGGAGGCCUUUGGGGGUGAAAAUGGAGUGUUUUCAAAAAUGUUAUGUUUUAGUAAGUUUUUACGGAAAUGUUGUAAUAUUGCAACGUUGGGCUUGAUGGACAGCAGAAUCUUCUGUAUUUCCACUCUUUGUCUGAACUAGUGCUGCAACUAACGAUUAUUUUUUUGUCGACUAAACUAUCGACUAUUCGUCCGAUUAAUCACGAUUAAUCACUAUCUUCUUUAUUUAUAAACACCUAUUUCCGAGGUGUCGGCGUUUCAGGUGCUCAUGCAUCGCCGUGGUGCUGCCAUGGUAGGAAAGCUGAGCUUUGAUCAACGUGUUUUUUUGGUUUGUUCUCCGUAAAAUGUUCCCAAAAUUUUGAAGUUUUGGGUCGGAGUUUUGGAGCGUCUUUUUCAGUUUGUUCUGCCAUAAUGUGUGCACUCUUCUUCUGUGUUUGCUCGCGGGAUGUAAACAGCGAGCGCUACUGCCUCCAGCACAUCCUGUAGUGCACUGCAGUUACAGAUGAGCAUGAGGCGCCGGCAUGUGAUUCUUAACAACAAUAACACGACGCGUCGACGCUUCGUUUUCGUGUCGAUGAAUUUGUUGUGUCGACGUAAUCGAUUACUUCGACUAAUCGUUGCAGCCCUAGUCUGAACAGCUAUACAGAACUAAGGAUUCAUUUGCAGGGUUUUGCUGUUCCCAAACCAGUAUAUAACAUGAAUAAUAAUCCCAGUCAUGUUGUUAUAAAGAGUAAUUUAUUCCAACAAGAACUUUAACAUUAAUUUACAUUAUUUACAUUAUAAGCAGUUCUUUUCCUCUGAAAAACAGAGGCAGAUAUCCAACCCAGUCUCACAGCAUCACAUUUGCUUUGGGUAUUAGCCUUUACUGCAAUGUCUGCAGCGUCCUCUCUUCGUCUUCAGUGGAAAAUGUCGUGUGAAGUCUGUGUGCACAUCCACAUUUUUUUUGCAGUGAUAGUCCUUGAAGCAGUUCUUGGCAUCGCUAUCUGAUUCUUCGUCACUUGCAUCAGUGUCGUCGAAAUCCAUGUCCACGUCAAUCUCUCUGUUUUGGACUAUGGCAAUUACAUCCUGCACACUAUACCAAGAAUCUCUCCUUGCUGGUGGCAUUCUGAAAUGGAAAAAAUAAAAUUGAAAUAAAUGUAUACACAAAUAACACACAUGCUUACUAGAAUCUAGAUGGCCAACAGGAAAGAUGGGGUGGUGGGGAGACUGAUUUCAUUAUCAGGUUUUUACACUUUGCACUGAAGUAGCCUAUUCACACAUUUCACACAAUACUGACCUAUUGACCUAUUGGACUUUAAUUAUCUUCGUAAUGGGAAUGCAUGUAGCCUCCAGUAUACAACCACACCUUACAUCCAUGAACAUUAACACCUGUUCCAGAACCAUGCCACAAAUGCACCAGGAACAUCCCUACAUGGACUAUGAAUUGCUAGGAACAUUUUCUUAUCAAGAGACUAAAACACUAGGCCUGCACGAUAUAUCGUUUGAGCAUCGUCAUCGCGAUGUACGUGUGUGGGACAGUCACAUCGCAGAGCCUGCGAUGUCAGAGGUUGAAUGAACUCAGUUAAUUUCAAGGAUAACUGACUGAGAUACACAGCAUGUGACUCUGCAUGUGCUUUGCAGCGAUCCACCAAUCACCUUCGUUCUUUACUCAGUUGCCAAUCAGACUCAGUUCUCAGUUGCCAAUCAGACUACUCUGCCAGCUGUCAAUCAAAAUCAGAGAGGAGGAAACCCACCCCUGCACAUGUUCUGCACAUGGAGGGAGUCGCUACCGGAGUUGAGCCGAGAAACGCUUGUCGGCUGAGAAUUACUUUCGGAACAUUCUUCAUCACUGUUUAGCCCAACAAAUAAGAACUGUAUGGGUUUUAAAUUGUACAUUUCCGUGGACCACUCUAUUAUAAGCAGUGCGCGUUUUGUGAGGUGCAUGCAAUUCUCGGAGGAGAUGCGUUUCUCAGCACGACCCCGUUAACAACAACAACAACGAUCGCAAACUGAGCAACAAACAGAGAAAACCACAGGAGAUGAAGACUUGUUGCCAAAAAGAAAAGGAAAGUCAGUUAUCUGGAAUUAUUUCGGUUAAAAGAAGGAUGAUGUCGACCAAAACACGUGUUAUGUGUUCACCUGUUUCCACAAUAACGUCCCAGCACAAUAAAAGCAAAAAAUAUCUCUGAGACAGACAGAAGCCAUUCUACUAACAUUCACAAAAAGAGGUAGGAUCAGUGCAGGUGAACUGUCCUCAAGAUUUCAGCAGUGCAUCACAACAUAAAGUGCUAUUCAGGUCAUCUGGUGAAAAUUCCUGUAUUUUUUAAUAUCGCAAUAUAUAUCGCAGGGUUGAAAAAAAUCGCAAUGUAAGUUUUUUCCAAUAUCGUGUAGCCUUAUAAAACACUGUGUUUAUCAUCUUAAUAGGAUUGCAUGUAGCCUCCAGUUUACAACCACACCUACAGCCAUGAACAUUACCACCUGUUCCAGAACAAUGCCUCAAAUGCACCAGGAGCAUCCCCCACAACUGCUUUGACUAAGAAUUGAUAGGAGCAUUUUCUUAUCAAUAGAGACAAAGACAAAGGGCAGACAUGCACAAACAGAAUUUCUUUGUUAGAAAGUCCUGUAUUCUGUGAUAAGGAGAAAAUACUGAGAGUGUUGAAGGUGGUUAGAAAUCAUAAGUAAAUGAAAUGUUUAGAUACAGCAAUAUAUCUUAAUAUAUAGUUUCUAAUACAAUAAAAUGUGUAAUCCAAUAUAAAGCUAAGGCUAGAAUGUGUAAAUCAUGUGUAGUUUAAAGUUAUAUCGUGAAAAUAUAACUUUAAACUACAAAGUUCCUCUCAAGACAUUCCUCUCAAAAGCAGGGCUGUUUUGGCUACCACUUUGAACCAACGUUGUAAUGUUGCAACAAUUAUAAAACAAGCUGUAAAUAAAAUGUUGGGCAUAUUUUCCACAAUAACUACAUAUGUUCAUGUUCUAGACAUUGUAAUAAACACAAACACACGUCUUGCACAGCUGGAGGGAAAGUUCACUGAACACAUGCUCUUACACACACAUUCUUGUCUGACUUUCAUUUCCAGAGCUGAGACAGAACUGAACGCCUUCUCAGGUGCAGAUAACCAGCCCAGGCCUGUGGACAUGAACCUGUAAGGGGGGCUGAAGGCUGGUGGGACUAGCUUUGCUGAUGUUAGCCACACUCAUAGUUCAGCUCCAGUGUUGAACCAGCUGUUCAGGGGUGUUUCUGGUAAUCAUUCAUUAAAGAAUUCGUCAUUUAUUUAUCUUUGAUGGAUAAAUCCAUUUUUCCAGUAAUCCUUGCAGCUUAAUUUCCAACUCUUCAAGGUUGCUGCCUCUCUGAUGAGACACCUAAUUAGCUUGAAGGGAUGUUUAAGGUGGGGUAGGCAGGAUUCUGUUAAAGAAGUAUCUUUUUUUGUGGUGUAUACAAAAAAGCUUUUAAUAUCAGUCAGUAGCUAUUAGUCACUGAUGACAUUUGAUAAUAUAAUGAUAUUGCUGUGUUUUUUUUAUGUAUGUGUAGUCAACAUUUUCAAAUUUCAGAGCACUACGCUCUUUCUGACUGUAAACAAAGCCGCCUCCCCCAACCUGAUUAGUUGUGAGGCAGAUGCUGCUCCCUCAUGUUGUGAGGCAGACGCUGUCAUUUAGCAGCCCAAACAAAGUUAACGUGCUACAAUAUCAGACAGUACAAACCAACCAGAAAGUACAGAAAAUUGUCUGAAUCCUCCUUUAGCCAUGACUGUUAACACAAGCAAGAAAACUAAGUAAAUACCUGAGAGUCUAUUGGAAUAACAGGCGCUUAAAAAGGAGGUAAACCGGACAAGAGCGAAGAGGCUGGGUCAACAAUGAUGGGGGACACUUCGGGGUCUUACGGACCCUGUAACCUUUCUGCUGGACAGGUAAACCGCUUUAACAAAGUAAGCCAAGUGUCUGUAACAGAAGUGUUUCUUGUCAAACGGGACCUGCUGCCUGUUGUAGCACCGCUAAAUUGUUUAGCUCGGGUCCUGGAGUAUGUCACUUUAUCCUAGUUGUAGAAGUCCUGCAAACGUUGUGUUUGCUGGUAGUCUGUUGGCAACUACAGUAGCACCAAUACUUUUUACUUUCACGUUGACUGGGCCCCAUUUUUUAUUAUAUGAAGUAGUGCUGGGCGAUAUGGAAAAAAAUGUAUAUCACGAUAUGGAUCAUUUUAUAUCACGAUAACGAUAUAUAUCACGAUAUAGCUAUGGUAUGCUUUCAGUUCUAUAAAAAAAUUUAAGUGUAUACAGCUGCACAAGUACCAGUACAAGACCAGCACUUAAAACUAGAAAAAUGAAUAAAUAAAUAGGUGGCUGAAGUGCGUUCAUGUCUGUGCUCACCCAAAGUUAUGCAACACUCACAGAAAACGCCGAUAGUGUGAGCCAAAGCACUCCAUAAUAAUAGUAAUAAUAAUAAUAAUAAUAAUAAUAAUAAUAAUAAUAAUAAAUUUAAUUUGUAAUGCACUUUACAUUUACAAAAAAUCUCAAAGUGCUACAGUACACAGUAAAAAAAGAGCAGCAACAAUAAAAAAGCAAUAGAAUGACAGUCACAGAUUGGCAUAAAAAAAAGAAUUAAAAAAAUAAAAAAUAUAGAGUUGCAAUGUAAGAGGCAAGGUAGUAAAAGCAUAAAGCAUAGAGGAAAACUAACCAAAGGCUUUAUUAAAAAGGUAGGUCUUUAGGGCCCUUUUGAAGAGGUUGUUCACACUGCUAGAUGUUUCUCCUCCAAAGCUGCUCUCUGCCUCCAUCAUUGUUUACUUUACUCUUGAAGCACGUAGGAAGACCCGAGCAUGAAUCUGAGCGCUUUAUUCGCCUAUCAGGGGCAGACAGGUAAGGUGAUUUGAUUCGCCACGACUCCAGAAAUGACUGAAAAUCUACAGAAUGUCACAAAAUUACGUUUCCUCGCUGCUGGCUUGAAGGGUAGAGAUGCGCAGCCGCGCUCCCAGCUGACAGGAAGUCAAACCACUGUUGUAGUUCUUUUGUGUUGCUAGCGCGGUCAAGAGUGUUGGCUCUCACUGAGAGAUGACUACAAAAAUGGACGCACCUGUUCAUCUGGUUGUUAAACACGGCUGAAAAUGAUCAUCUUUUAAUGUUGUUCCAGCUCCUGCCCACUCCCGUUGCUUUUUUUCCCGUCCCGUCCCGAUCAAGGGAUUAAUUAAAAAAUGACUCCCAUCCCGUGUGAUUCCCGCGGGAAUCACGUGACCCACGGGAAUUCCCGAAAAAUGUCAUCCUCUACAGGGAAGGUCCCGGAGCAGAUGAAACAGGUGCCGGAGCGGCUGAAAUAGGUCCCGGAUCCGAUCAAAAGAGGUCCCGGAUCGCGCUCCGACUUGCUCCGGCACAAAUUAAGCACUGCUUACAAUGAUCCCCUCACGUGUGUAACCCAGGUAACCCGCAACGGCGGGAGACGCUGGACACGAAGAGGGCACGUAAAGCGGCGUCAUGUCGCAAAAUCGACAGAGAAAUGCGAGCCUACAUGUCAACGCAUCCUUUUCUUUGUAAGAAAAUAUUGUUUUCUUUCCCGUUCGACACCAAAUAGACUUACUGAAUGUGCAAUUAUUGUUGUUGUUACUAUGAAUCAUCUGAUGGCACAAGCCCUAUGGAUAAAAUACAGCCUAUCGCCCGAAACGAUAAAAAGAAAAAUGGCACGAUAGACAUUUUCUAUCGUGCCCACGAUAUCUAUCGUCCUAUCGCCCAGCACUAAUCUGAAGUAUUUGCAUUAUAUUUGAAUUUUAUUGAAAUGAUACAAGAGAGCAGGAGCGUCUGUUUGUGGGUGAGGCUUGCUGAAGCAGGGAUGGAGGGGAGAGGAGGAGCUGAGGGGAAAACUAGUUGGGAGGGGUAGUGUUUACAUUUAAGAUUUCUCCCCAAAACUGGCACUUACUCAGAUCAUGCCUACCACACCUUUUAAUGGAGGUUUCUCAGUGGUUAAGGUUCAAUUCUCGUUCAAAGCUUGUGUUCCUGACUGUACUGCACAUGCUCAUAAACCUCCUGAGAGUCUUUUUUUCUGUACAUUUGUGUAUCAUAACCACCGUUUAACUCUCAAGCCUGUCUGUGUCUAUCCAAAACCAGAGCGAUGAAAACAUCCAGCAGAAGGAGAAUGGGACUCGACCCAAAACAAACCCAUCCUAACCCCAGUUCACCGCUGUGUUUAUGUCUAAGAGUUAUUCCUGAUCUCUGUGUCUGAACGCUUCUCUGACCCAGCAUUCCCGUCUUUGUCUCUGCAGGACAUCAUGCCUCAGACUCCACCCUUCAGCGGGCAGCUGAACUCCAGCAGCUACAACAAGAACCACCUGUACCAGAGCAAGGACGAGGGCUUCCCUGGACUCUAUUACCAUGACAAUAACCUGGUGUCCGGGUCCCUAGAGGCUCUCAUCCACCACCUGGUUCCCACAGUGGACUAUUAUCCAGACGUGAGUGCUGGUUCCUGCAUUUUGAAUCCCUGCUGCGCUCUUCCUCAUUGACUGUUGCAAUCUUUCUCUGAUUUUUCUUUUUUUAUGAUAGACCCUCUGGACCUUCCAGCCCUUUUUUUUAAAAACCCAAAAUAGUUUUUUUUUCUUCUUUGAUGCAUCUUUUUUUCUGUAAAAUACCUGCCAUCCUAGUUUUUUGUACCUUUAGACAUUGUUUCACCCAGCUGGUUUUGAUUUCAUGCCUGUUUCUAGACUUACUUGAUGUAAUAAUAGUGUUGCUUUUUCUCUCCACAGAGGACAUAUAUCUUCACCUUCCUGCUCAGCUCUCGCCUCCUCAUCCAGCCUUUUGAGCUCAUGUCCAAGGUGUGUCACCUGUGCAUGGAGCAACAGAGACUCAGCGACCCACAGGCUGACAAGGUGUGCACUGAACACUUUGCUUUCCCUCUUCAUGAAUCAUUGGGGUAUGGUGUUAUGUGCAUAUCCUCAUUUUUUCUGAGCAUGUCUUCGUCAUUCUGCACUGUCCAGAUGAGAGUGAGGAAGAUCACUCCAAAGAUUCUCCAGCUGCUGACGGAGUGGACAGAGACUUUCCCUUACGACUUUAGGGAUGAGAGGAUGAUGAGGAGUCUGAAGGAGCUGACUCACCGGCUGUCCACCGGAGACGAGGUCAGUCUUCCCUCUCAGUGCAUGAACACCAUGUUACUGAAACUGCAGGAGUGGAGCAGGUCAAGGUUUAGUUCAGGUGUUAUCAGAGGAUGUGAGGAGCUGUUCAGCACCAAAGGCACAUCAGAUCUUUGAUAGCUGACAGUGUUGGAGAUGUGUCCAGAUAUUGAUGGAGGACACAAACAUCCAUCUGUCUGUUUGAAGACCCUCCUUCUCUGUCUUUCUCCACUUUAUACAGGAAACUACAGCACCCCCCCCCCCCCCCAUCCAGCUGCAGAAGGUGUCACAUGACUCGUAAAUAGUACGAGCUCCAGUAUUGAUCCUGAUUAAAUCUACCAAUCAAUACCUGUCUCACAUGACAGGCGGACACUUUUACAGCUCAACCCCCGGACAUUAAAGGCAUCAUUGCCCACCAUCAGAUAUUCAGUCUCUCACAAAGCUCUUCUGAUUUGAGAUCUUAGCUGUACAGUUAUUUCUUGAGCUUAUCUGAGACAGCACCUGUAACCAUCACCGACUUGUAUUUGAAAUAAGAAGUGAUAUUUCAACCAGUCUAGUCUAACAGACCAAUUAGGAUCAACUGAAGCUCUACUUUGGGUUUUUAAUCUUCAGAUUUGUUGUCUUUCUGAUCAAAAUCGGUCUACCGUUCUCUGAGUGUGUUUGAAACCAUCUAAAAAAACAGCCACAUGACGACAACUAGACUUUUAGACAAAAAGCACAAAGAGAAAGGAGCUCAGAGUGAAGAGAUAAUGAACUGCAAACAAAGACAGCUUUAUCAACCCUCAACACUCUGCAGAUGAUAUCAGACAGUCUGUGUACACACGUGUUUGUGUGAGGAGAGCAGGACUAAUGUGGAGAUUGUGGAGACCAGAUCAUCCACAGAGACCCACAGAGACUGUUUACUGGUUUAUCUGAGGCUAAUCAUCUGUGGAGAUGAAGAAACUCUGUUUCCUAUAAAGACUGAAGUUUCAGUGAAGUGCCCGUCAGCAGCAGCAGAGUUACCGGUCCAGUUUGAACCCAUGAUUCUCACCAAGUCUCCAAAGACAGCUUUUAAAAACACAGAUGUCUGAGUCAAAGACGUGGUUAAAAACUAAAGAGAAAGAUGCCGAUUCUUCAGAGCCAGGACCGCAGCACUCUGGGAGUCGGUUUGGAUCCUGAAUAGCUGCCCUGAACAUCUGGGCUAGCUCAGGUCCAGACCACAUUGAAAAACCCUCCAGGACCUUGAUCCGUGCAGCAGGACUGUCAUUAUGGAUGUGGUGGGAUAUUUCAGGAAGCAGCAGGCGAGGAGAAAACAAGUGCUGUGCUCCUGCUGCUUCAAAUGAGCAGCUUUUAUUCUACUAGGAGCUCCUUCUUCAGUUUAUGAUGGUUUUAGGCUGAUUUAAGAGAUCCCACUUUAUAGAACUGAUCCGGUGGCUUGGAAACCUCCAUAUAGACUGCAGACUGUUGCACAAACAUGACUCCUUUUAAUUUGAAUGAUGCAAACAGAGGGCUGUUUGUUUGAAGUUGGUCCAGAAACCCUCCACUGCAAAAUGGACCAUUUUCUGCUAGAGGAGUUAAGCUAAACAUUAUAGAUGAUUGUUUUGAUGUGGACUUGUUUGCUCCUGGUUUAGAAAAGACCAACUUGAAGCUAAACCAAAAGAGAAGACUCAUGAUUUGUGAUCAGAGGUGGACUUGAACCAUUCUUUCCACCUCAAGUACCUCGGGGGCUUCUUAUGAACUGAUCCAGACCUUUACAUCCCUUGCUGUUUUUGAGGUCUAACCAAAAAUGCCACUCAUUGAACAGGAAUCUCUUAGGAAACCAAAGGAGACUUUAUUUAGACCCAGGACCCCUAGGAUGAAAACUCACCCUGGUCUCUACAGAGACCCCCCCCCCCUCCCCCGGCUGCUUAAAGCCCCUGUGUUUAUUCUGCAGGUUUGGAGGUAUGUCAGUCUCAUUGUGACCUGGCGUCUUGUAGGUGUAGAUGAUACUCCCUGCUGGUGCUCCGUCUUUUUCUCUGUUCAUUAGAUCUUAAAACAGGUGCCCUCUGCUUUGGGUCAGCUGUCGCUCCGCAGGAAGUGACAUCACUCAGCCAUGACAAACAGUGAUAUGAUAGCACAAACCAACUACAGAACCAGACCUGGUGAUUGGUCAUCUGCUGCCUCAGGAUCACUGCCAGAGUGGACACAGCACUCCCCGCAGGGCCCCCUCAUACGUAACGGCAGCGGUCCCUGUGUGUGACUGUCAGGCGUGCUGUUGCAGAGAUCUGAGCCUAUUUUUAUCUCUCUCUGUUUGUGGAGCAGACAGAAGCUCUGGCAGAUGGCUGACUUUGAAGAAGCAACUGGAACAAUUUCCACUGGUGGCAUUUCUCACUGACGGCCAACUGUGCCGGGCUGUGUAUGAGCUCGAGCUGACUGAUUGCACGGUUUCUACUGAUACCACCCUGAUCAUGUGAAGGGGAUCCAUGCAGGACUGCAUGAAAAGAUUCUUCACUUACCAUAUCACUUGACAAUUAAAGCUGUGUCCUGCUCUCUGUUCCACCUUUCAGAACUUUAGAGUCUUGUCCAGCUAACACUGGAAAAAGAAAACCUGAAUGAAAGCUGCAUGCAGCAUGAAAACGGCCUCCUUCACACCUUCAUGAGUGCAGAUGAGCUUUGGCAAAUGUCAGGGUGUGGAGCAGCAGCAGAGCUAUUUUGCACUGUGUUGCUUUAAUCAGAGUAAAUGUGGUUCUGAUCUUCUUUCCCCUCACACUAAAGCUCAUGAAGAUAUUUUCUCCAAAAUCAAACCUGAAGUAUGUUUGGGUCUGCCACACCCAAAGCUUUUUUUCAAUUCUGUUGGAGAGAGGAUCGAGCAGGGAGUAGGGAAACAGAGAGGUGUCUGGGCCGCUCCUCUUUUUCUGACCUUUUCCUCUGUGAAAACUUGCAGCAGACAGAUACAUCAGUCAGAAAAAGUGCUGCCCGCCUGUUUCCCACUAACUGAUGACUUCUUCUUUCUAAGUGAGCCGAAGUCCUGAUUGCUGUCCCGGCUCCUCGGCCACCAUAAAGCUCUGAGUGUUUCCGGUCUCUUCGCUGGACUCAAGUCCUGUUUGUAGGACCCAGAUUCUGGAGUCUGAACUGACAGAGAGUUUAGGGAGGAGGGUUUGUGGUCGUGAGAAACUGGGUCUGGAUUUUCUGGGACAAUUUGUACAGUCAGUGUGGAAGGAGGCCACGAGCAGGAUGCUCCUGGUUUAUACAAAAACACUCUGAGAAGGAAAAACACAUGUUCCUCCUCCAUCAUUUUACCCUCUUAUGCAACUUCAGCCUCAAACUGUGUCAGCGGAGGAACUCUUACCUAACCAAAGCCUGGUUGGAGGACCUUUUGACCUCCUAAAUGGGGGGGUAAAGUCUCCCUUCUUGCCGCCCUUGAGCCAGGGGCCUCAUGAGUCCUGCAGGAAAAUGUUUGCAUAGCUCUGACAGGAGGAACAGGAGGAUGCUUUCUGCUGAGGAACAGAGGCAGGGGUUUCUGAGGAUCUGUCUGGUUCUGGUUCAAAACAAGGGACAUGAAGCCGGCGUGUGUGUGCAAUGUAGUCCUCUCAUUUUUUUUUCACUCUCUGCCUCUGACCAGCAGGUCUGAAUGAAAACGUCUGCAGCACAGACAAACAAAGGUGACUGCAGGGUUAGUGAGACUCUCACCACACACACACACACACACACACACACACACACACACACACACACACACACACACACACACACACACACACACACACACACACACACACACACACACACACACCUCUGGAUAAUCUUUGAGUUAGAUUCAUUAUUCUUGUGCAGAUCUUUUUCUCUGCUCUUGUCUUUUCUGCACUGUCAUGUUGUUGGUGCAUCUGUCUGCACAGAGCUGCAGCAGCAGCAUCAGACCGACAGACUGCUGACUUUUGAAUGGAGUCCCAGUUCUCCUUGUUCGAGGUUUCAAGGCAGUUUCCUGUUCAAAAUGAUACUUCUGAUAAACUUCUUAAACCAUAGAGUUGAGACGGGCCAUAGACUACGUUGCCUGUCACAUGAAUUUCAGCUUUUUGGUGUUUAGUCCUUCAGUGUGCCGGUCAUUUUGUGGUUGCUUUGGCUCUAUGAAACUCAGAGGCCUGGAAAAGAAUAAAGCAGAUAAAACUUUGAAUCUGAAAAUGUUACAAGAAUCAAAAAGGCUCCUACUGAUGUUUUUGGUUAGCACAAACCCCAAAAAAGACAAAACGAGGAAGUUGAGCCUGAACGGACCAGGAGAGUCCAAAUGAACUCCCUUUCUUCUUGAGUAAAGCCAUCCUGGGAGGGAGUUUGGGAUUAUCCUUGAGCACCAGUUUAUGCAAAGGUGUUCAAUGCUCAAUAUGCCAGAUUUCGGGGGAACGUGAGACAGAAAUCCAAAUAAUGUUUGUAGCUCCUGAACUGUAAAUCUGAAUGCACUGACUCUCUUCCCUCCCUCAGGUUUACAGGAAAGCCGUGGCUCAGGUGAGUCAGGGUCUGAUACGGAGGCUGACGGUGCUCAGUCAGUAUGAGGAGGCGCUGGUUAAGAUCAAUUCUACAGCGGCUGAGAGACUGUCGGCUCUGAAGGCGAAGCCUCAGGCGGCCAUCCAGAGGGAUAUGCUGUCCAUCUGCAACGACCCAUUCACUGUCGCCCAGCAGCUCACACACAUCGAGCUGGUGAGAGAACUGAUCAUCUUAAACUCUAAAUAUCAGAUUUUUUAGGUUCUCUUCAUGGCAAAGACGGCUUCCAUUAAUGCACUGAAACCUUACAGAUAAAGAAAAAACUAAGACUUCCCAUCAAUCUUUAGUUUCAACAGGUCAAACCAAAUCAGGAUGUCAAAGUCUCAGACCAAUCAGAGUCAGUGCUGAGGACAAACGAAUAAAUCAAUGAGGAGAACAUGUGAGAGGAGGAGGAGCUGACACUUUUGAUUGAUGAGAAAUCAUCAUGGUGGUUGAACCAAGCGUCCCGGCUCCUCUCACGUUUGACUGACCGCAGCAUCAAUUUGAAACGGCAGAGUCUGACCACAGAUUUAUUUUUAUUACACCUUGGUCCGCUUCAGAGAAAAGAAUCAGCCGGACAUGUCAUAUCUAGAGCUGAGGUUUGGUUCAGACAAAAUCUGAAAGAAGGACAUUAAAGAUGCACUCUUUAUCUAGUAUGUUAAAAAAGCUGUCAAAAUAUUUCUGUGCCAAUGCAACUUCUUCUUUAUUCAGGUAAAUGGGGUCAAAUCACCUGAAAUAUAAGAGUCCUUCAGUAUCCAUGCUGUCUGGACAAUAUUUUCACAGAGAAGUCAGGAGUUAUUUUGUUAAAUGUGAUGAAGACGCAGCAAAGACUAGAAAUAUCAGACACAGUUUCAGGGCCUUCAUCAAUAAUUCUGCUUUAAUCAAUCAAUUCACCUUUUGGUAGACUCAAUAUUUUUAUACUAAAGGGGAACAAAAGCUUUUUAUCAUUUUUUAUUAAUCAUAACAAAUGAAGUCAAUCAUACAAACAGGAACCGUAUGUCCAAGUUUCCUGCAAAGUUUUGAAUUUUUGUCAUUUCCACUAUCAGACAAAGUCCAAGACCCCCAAAUCAUCAGCUCAGUGAUAUUCAAACUGUUGAUUUCAGUCAUUUCUGAGGUUUGAUUUGGCUGCAAAAGGUUGAUAAGCUUCCUCUCUCUUCUCCCAGGAAAGACUGAGUUACAUCGGACCUGAAGAAUUCGUCCAGGCCUUCGUCCAGAAAGACCCUCUGGACAACGAUAUGGUAACGUCUGCAGAGGGGGGUGUUAUGUAACCUAGUUUUGGCUGCAGUCCUGCCUGAAGACCUGAUUAGUCUGGCUCUGGUUUGGUCAGGAGUGAGACAGCCCAGUUUCUGCUGCAGUUUACACAACACGCAGACACACACAGACCAACCUGCUGCUGCAACUGGGUCAGAGCGAGGGCAGGUUAGCUGCUGCAGACUGAGUCAGGAGAUAAUAGAUGCACACAAACGCACAGACACCACAUCACACACACACACACACACACACACACACACACACACACACACACACACACACACACACACACACACAAUUUCCUAAGAUCAUCCCACUGUCUGGAUAAGAUGUACAGACAGACACACACAGUCACACACACCACCUCUCUUAGCAACUGCUGCAGCAAGUGUUUGUUUUGGAAAGGGUGUGUGUGUGUGUGUGUGUGUGUGUGUGUGUGUGUGUUUCACUUUUCUGGCAUCGGCUGCUGGGCAACAACCCCUUUUUCUUGGAGCUGCUGUGAGUGGGGGGUUAAUGCUGCCUUUGUGCCUCAGGCUGGAUGACUGCAAACCCCUAAAGAGCCCAGAAGAGAGGAGAAUAAUUGAGUGUGUGUGUUUGUGCAGGAGUGUGUGUGCAUGCUUUCUGUGCCUUUGUGUAGGUCCUGGGCAAGUGUGGGUACAGGUUAACCCUUUAAAUGCAGCCCACCGACAGGUGCAGAGGAGAGAGGGGAUCUUUUCUCCUGUUUUCCAUCAGUGAAGUCAAACCCAACAUCUCUGCAGCUGAAGAAUUCUGCUUUUCUCCACUCUCUUGUUUUAAACCAUCUCAAAUACAAACUACAUGAGCUGAACCAUGAUUUAAAAACUAAAAUAACUUGGAGGUUGUGUAGAUUUAAGAGAAAGGAACCAUACUGAAAAUACUUUUUUUUUUUUUUUUUAAUGGCGUACAGGUUCAACAAAUUUUAAAGAUAUUAAUGCAUACUCCUGCAAGUUUGUGCAACUGCUGUUGUAUGGCAUUGUUUUUUUUGCUUGUUUUAUUCUUGUUUUUCCUUGUUUUUGACAGACUCACAAUGCUGUCAUCAAUGAUUAAAGCUGGUGGACCGAUGUAGCCUCUCAGCUCAGCUUGUAGGGACUCUAAGAAUAUAAAGCUUUAUAAACACUCCAAGAAAAGAAAUCAGAAUGAGUCAGAGUAACCCUGUAAGUUCUGGCAAGUUCUCUUCUGCAGUUCCGAGUGAAACUGUUCACCGGUGGGAGAUCCUACAGGCUGUGUGGGCUGUGGGUCUGUGGGGGUGUCGGUGUCGUAAUGCAAAAGGAAUGUGUGGAAUCCGAUCAACAGUCCCCACAAAGAGGCAGCGUGCAAAAUGCAAAUAGGACCUCCUCUAUUCUGCUCCUGGUCUGAGAGUGAAGCUGAGCAUGAUCUCCUCCUCAGCCGCAUCUUAUUUAUUCUGCUCAGUCAGGCAUCCAUGAGGGGGAUAGAAGAAGAAAAAAUCCCACGUAUUUUCCAGCUCAGCACAGUUUCUGCUCUGCAGUGAUCAGAUGCUUUUAUUAAAAUCUGUCCCUGUCCUUGUUGAUGUUUCAGAGCUGCUUCAGUGAUCACAAGAGGGCCAGCAACCUGGAGGCUUAUGUGGAGUGGUUCAACAGACUCAGUUAUCUGGUGGCCACAGAAAUCUGCAUGGUGAGUGGAACUGAGAAAGAAACCUUGAUGAGGAGAAUGAAACAGAGCUCAGCGCUCUGUCUUUGGUUUGACUGAUCCAAACACAGCUAAAACUUUGGCAGGUGACUUUUCCUGAUUAAGAAGGUCUUUAUUAGAUUUAAAGUGAGCCACAUCUUACCUGACAGGAGCUCCCCUUAUUUCAAGAUGUUACUAGCAAAAAUAAAAGACCUUAAUUUGUUUUAACGAGUAAAAAAAAUCUGACAGUGGAGUCAGAAAACCUGAGAAUAGUGUCUUCAUUCAGGAAACCUAACGUGUUCUGGUCUUGCCUCACAGGCUGAUUGUUUCGCUCCCAAUGAGACAAAAACACUCGCUGAGGUUUGAGUUUUUAAAAUACCACAAAAAAUCAGCUCAAACAAAACACUGAAGAUUCAUCUGCAGAGUCAAUAAUCUUUACAUAAAGAUAGACUGUCUUCACUGAACUGGACUCUGUCACCUUUGGACUGUCACUGUGUAGAAUGAGUCAAUGCUUACCUGUCUGCAGUUGUGUGUCCAUAUUGACUUCAUUCAGUUCUUCGGAAACUUUCAGGUGCAUAAGUCAAGGCUGCAGGUUUACCAGACAUGUAAAACAAAGUUGAAGUCUAAGUGCCUGAAAGAGUUGAACACAAGCUGAAGGCUAAUCAGGAUGUUUUCUUUCUUUCUUUUUCUUUUACAAACAGCCGAUGAAGAAGAAGCAUCGAGCUCGAGUCAUUGAGUUCUUCAUCGACGUGGCUCGUGAGUGCUUCAACAUCGGCAACUUCAACUCCCUCAUGGCCAUCAUAUGUGAGUUACUUUAGCUGUCUGUCUCAAUAGUGUAUUAAAAAAAGGAAAAGUUCUCAGGGCUUGAACAGAUUGUUUCCAGAAAGUAGAUUUUUACUCCGGGAGGAACGUUCAGUUUGUGAUAACAGAACACUUUCUGUUGAUCUCCAGCUCCGCCUCUGAAAUGGUUGUGAUCAGCUGAUUUGUGUGUCUGUCUCAUUUUCUUCCCUCAGCUUGUUUUCCUCCGUGAACUUUUCUCUGUCGAUCAUUUGUAAAUCAGAUCAGUGCAGUGAAUUCAGUUCCUUGUUGAGGGAGAAUUUCACGCAGCGUUGUAAUCUUUCCCCUGGCGGAUGGAACCUCUUCUGACUUUGUGGCAGCUCGUGUCAGCCUUACAUAAUGUGCCUCAGUGAGCCAGCAGCUGAUCAUCAGGAGAGCCUUUAGUUAGAGGACGGAAACACCCAGAGUGACAUUUGUCUGCACGACUGAAAGGUCCAAACACUCAGAGAGUAGCUGCAAAGGAUCAUGGGCACUGCAGAAAACCCCUUGGUCAUAUGACAGAAGCACAGUGGUACACCAGGCCAACAUGUCCUCUACCUCUACAGAAGACAUCAACCUGCAUGUUAGGGAGAGGAGCAGAGAGAGCAGGUGUGUGAGUUAGUGGACCAUCAUCAGCAGUUCAGGGGAUCCCAGAAACAUCUCAGUGUUCGCAAGACAUCUGGUCAUCUCCACAAACCUGGGUGGGGUGGGGGUACAAACUAUGAGGCAGAUGGUCAGCACUGACCAGAGAGAAGGAGGAAGAGAGAGAGAGAGGGGAGGAUGCUGGUGUGCCGGCUGUUCUCAGGGAGAGAGAGAAACGCUGGGGGCACAUCCCCUCCACUCCUCCUCCAUCCCUGUCUCCAGGGAAACCUGCGUUUGUGUGUUUUAGUGCUUAUUGAAUCCUCAUUACCAAAUGCAAACAUUAUUCUCUGUGAGGAAGAAACCAGAAAGUGAAGCCUGAAACCAGACCAGAAAGGUGAUUUUCUAUUUUAUUUGACAGCUUUGGAGUUUUUCCUGAACCAGAUCUAAUCCUUACGAGAAAGCAAAGGGGCCCCAGAAAUCUGGAUUAUAGCAGAAAUAAAAGACUUUUUUUUUUAUUACUGCACUUGCAGCUCAUUUUAACUCUGAGUUUGAAGGGUGCUCUGUGAAGAUGAAACAGCUCAGAUCAGAGACUGAAAAAGGUAACAGCUUAUUUCAUCACUAUUUCACCAGCUCAUGAAGAUCCAGAACUCUUUUUUUAAGGGUGACCUGGUUAGAAGGUCACCCUUAAAAGCCAAACUGUCUCCUAAGAGGAAGACGAAGUCAGAGAGGAUGAGGAAGACGAGGAGAGGGCAGGAUGAGGAGAAAACUAGUUUGAGUGGUUAAUGGGGGGUUUCUAUUUCUGUGACUCUGAGCUCUUUUGUCCACUGCAGGGAUGUUUUGUGUCGUCACUCUGCUCUGAUAGUGACCCCUCUGUGUCUGAACCCACACACACACACACACACACACACACACACACACACACACACACAGGAUUAGCAUAUGGGAAGCAGAGCUCUGGGAGGGGAAACGAGGCAUGUGUUAACUCCUUUGUUUCGGCGGCCCUUUGCUUCACUGCAUCACACGAAACAACAGAGAGAAAGAAAAGGGACGAGGGGGGAGGGUUUGUGUGUGGUGGGGGUGCCACCAUGUGUCAGAGCCAUGAUGUUUAGGUGUCUUCUCGAACAUCUGACAUCUCUCUUUCUCUGUCUCCUGUUUGUCUUCGUCUCUCAGCUGGGAUGAACAUGAGUCCAGUCUCUCGGCUGAAAAAGACCUGGAGCAAAGUCAAGACGGCCAAGUUCGACAUCUUAGAAGUGAGUUUGUGUGGAAACCAAAACAUGUGUUUAAAAGUAGAACUCCAUAUAAGUUUAUGUUCAAUUUGGACCAACCACAGUGUUUUUUUUAACUCUGUUGUAAUCCAUUAUCAAUUUUAACUCAAAGCUGAACUCUUGCUGUUUGUGCAGAAGAAAGCUGAGGCGUCUGUCUUUGACAUUUUCUCAUUACAUCAUCACUUUGUUCCUACCUUUACUGCAUCUUUUUGUUUUUGCACAUCAGCUGUGGGAGUUUGUGCAACUCAGAGUUGCAGUAGGCGGCUGCAGUCUUGCAGCAGGAGAUCACAGUUUACAUAAUCCUGUUUAGAAAGAUAUAAACCAAAAGCUGUAACAGUGAAAGCAGAAACACCAGGACUCCCAGUAUUUAGCUGCUGCAAAUUCAAGGUCUAUGAAGCUUUUGAAGGCUUUGAAACCAUAAUGACUGCUCUUGUGUUUGUUUGCAGACUUUCAAAAACUUCAACAUUUGUAGAAUUGAAAUGAUUUCUGUGGUAUUCACAAGUUUUUCUCAGAUUACACACCUCAGUUAGUUCAGCAGUUUUGACCUUUUGGGUUCAGAGUCCUUGAGUGAGACAGGUUUUUAUGAUGGUUACUCUACAGACAAAUACAAAGAAACGUAGACUCGGACAGAUACAGUGAAACUGGGAACCACUGGAGACACAAACAAUCGUGCUGAGACUCAGUGGGGACAGAUCCAGGGGAUGAGGCUGGAGAUUUAGGGUCUGAAAGCCAAAGAACGUGGAGAACUCACUGCGCUUUAUGUUUGAAAAUGUUUAUGUUUAUGUCAUCCAGUUAGAAAGCUGAAAUCCACCACCACGGUCUUUACACCUGCAUUUAUCCAGAGUGCAUCCUCAGAGCCCAGCAGACUUUCAGUUACUCUUUGAUGCAGCAGAUCUGGGCUGCAGAUGAGUGGAGCUGGGAGUCUCUGAGAGCUUUUCAGUUCUUCUUCAGUGGAGACCCCCUCUGUGUCCUCCUCUGUUUGAUCUCCUACCUGAGAGUUUUAUUUGAGGAGAGUCUGAGCUUGAACCUUCUCUCCUCAGAGGUUAAUUUUCAAAAACUUGUAAUCUUUCAUCCUCAUUUCUGCAUCACAUGACCUCACAGGAGGAUGUGGUAAGGUUGGAGUAACUGCCCCACUGCUAUCUCAAACUUCUAUCUGUGACUUUGCUUCAUUUUUUUAAGCUUUAAGUUUUUAAAUACAGGAACCGUUUGUGAAUUUCAGCUCCUCUCCUCUGUGAUUGAUCUGUUUUCAUCAGAUGUAGCCCUUAUUCGAGCUAACCACUAUCUCUUCCUCUCCACAGCAUCAGAUGGAUCCUUCCAGCAACUUCUACAACUACAGGACGGCCCUGAGAGGUGCCACGCAGAGAUCCAUCACCGCCAACAGCAGCAGAGAGAAGGUGAGUUCUCAGCACACCUCGUACUCUCCCUCUGCUUUCUUGAAUAUAUCACCUUUGAUUCUGCAGAGCUCAGCUCCUCUCUGAACGCUCUCUGCUGGGCAGGAGGGAGAAAACCCAAACCUCAUGCUGAUGUUUAAAGCAUGAAGGGAAAUUGGGUCAAGAUGAAGAGGCCUAGAUUACAAAUCAAACACUUUCGUUCUACUACAGACCAGGCAGCAGCAGCAGCAGUGUUUACUCCAGCUAUCCUCUGCACUAAGUCAACACAGGCUGCUCUGUCAUGACAAACAUGCUGUCUCCUUCACUCAGGCCUGAAACUCACAACCAUCUAAUCUGCUUCUAAGACUGUCGAGAGACCACAUAAAGGAGGAAGGAUGACGUGCACCACUUCAUCUGAGGAGUUAAAUCAACUACUGAUGAAUCCAGAACUUCUGCCAUACUCAGGGUCAGGGUCGGGGUGUGCAGGGGGGCUGCUCUUAUUGGCUGGCUAAAUUUAGCCUUUUGAAAGUGUAGAUGGAUGCAGAGGCAGAAAAACACCAAAACAUGGCGAGCGCUCCAGGAGAACCUGCAGGAGAAGUGGUAGUACCUAAAGAGCUGCUGAUGUUGAGUCAUAAACUGUCCGUUUGUUUUCAGUCUGUGUCAAAGUACCUGUAGAUUUGUAUCGACCCUUGCGGUGGUUAGCAGAAACACACACACAGAUGCAGCACCUGCAUACUGGUGUUCAAAAGCAGCCUCUGUUUUCUUUGGUUCUACAGUUCUCGGCUACAGUGUCGAUCCUUCUGUUGGUUUCUGCUCCCCAAAACAGAGCAGUUAGCUGUUAGUCUGCCUCAAACCUUUGACUUUUUGACAUUGCAACACCGGAGCAAACCCAGAGGAGUGAAGGAGGACAUGGUGCUGCUUGAGGAGUUGGAUUGGUUUUAUGUGCAUACCAACACAAAUCCCCCCUGUUGUUGCAUCAUCACAGGAAAGGUAGAAGCUCUGGUUCCCCAGCAGAUGGUCUGCAGAAACAAUUCAGAGGUCUAUUUAUUUAUCAGCUAGAGGAAGGCCACAUUUUUUGUGCAUGGGUGAGGACUGUGGAGACCUUGAAAAAUAUGUUUUUCUGUCUCUUUUUCAUUUUUUUUGCCUUGCACAGACUCAGUUGCAAAACAUUUAUAGAAAAACAAAAGUUAGAAAAGCUGUGCUCUAGAUUCUGGCUGAUGUUUUACAUAUUUGGCUAAAAGUCACUGAAGAUAAAUAAUCUCUGGGCUGUGUUUUAUUCCAAACUUUCAGCAGCUGCUGUAGAAACCAAGAGUGACCGAUGAGUUUAAGAUGAAACCUCCUGACCGCUCUGACCACAGUGUGUGAGAGGGAGUUCAGAUUAUUAUCACGCUGCAUCUUUGCAUGUUCUGCAACGUGAACAUGAGGGACAGGAAGUCAGAGCUGAAAAACAAACCAUGGCCUGGCCUCUUGCUGUUCUUAUCGUGUUUACAGCAGAAAACAGAAGCGGACAGGAGGGGGGAGGUUACAUAACAGAGGCACUCAGAGGUCGAGCUAUAAGUGGGUCAAGAUGGGAGGAGGGGUCUUAGCCCCUUCUUCAUCAAACAAGAGGAAAACAACAUGACUGCCUGCCAGAUCACAUCGUGUUCCUGCUCUGGAGGAGCUCGUGGUCAGCCACACGUCAUCAGUUAGCCUCUCCCAGUGCACCACAUAUUGGAUCCGAGUGUUUAUCAUAAACAGAGGGGAGUGUCAGUGAGAGUGACUCCCUGAGGUUUGAGAGGGAGGCCCCAUGGAGCAGAAACAACAGCAUGUCAAAAACACAAAGUUCCCAAGAAGUCUGGCAUGUCGUCGCCCUCCUGACCUCCUCUUCUUCAUCUUCUUCUGGGGAGAAACGGGAGGGGCAGGGCUGUUUACAAUUUCCCUGAGAAAUCCUCAGAGCUUCAGAAGAUCAGAACAGAUUCUGAUCUGCUCUUGCCUGUGCAGAUGCAGCAGUUUUCUGCAGCUUUGAAAAGAUUUUAACAGUUUUUCUGACAGAAGAGGGGCUCAUGGUAUCACAUCCAAAAAUAUCCCUCCUGUUUAUGACUAUAUCUACAGUUUUCUAAUCAAACUAACGCAGAUCUGGGUUAUGAUCUGAAGAUUGAUAAAAAGUUAACACCAUCUGAGACUCUGAUCAUCAAAAUCAACAUGUUUACACCAAGAGAAAUGUAAAUCCUUUAUUUUCUUACUGAUGAUGAUCAAACCCAAAAAGCUGCAAGAUUCUGUUGAGUAGAUCUAGAUCAGGGGUCGGCAACCCGCGGCUCUGGAGCCGCAUGCGGCUCUUUCUUCCCUAAGCUGCGGCUCCCAAUGGAUUUGGAAAAUAAAUAAUAAAUACUUAAUUAAAUUUUAUUUUAUUUUAUUUUAUUUUUUUUUUGUAAUUCUAAAUUAAAAGAUUAUAAUGCUCUUGUAACAUUAAAUAAACUAUGUUAAUUUUUUUUAUCUACUUUCUUAUCUGAGACUAUUGUUUGGCUCUGCCAGAGAUUCACAGUGAUGUGAAUGCUGAAAUACUCAGAAAUGCAAUUUUGCACUAAUAUUACAUCCUGUAUUAUGUCCUGUGGCAUCAGGAAAAUGAUAUAUGAACAUGUAGACAACAAGAAUAACAUGAUUUUCAUUGAAGUGGGUCUUCAAGGUUAUUUCUAACUAUUUUAGAUAUUUUUAUUUGCCUGCAGAAAUAACAUUUAUUUUUCUCUGCAGCAGUUCAUUUAUUUCAUAAAUGCAACUCGCUACAGUUUUUUUAUAUACUUUGUAUAAAGGUAAAAAAAAAAAAAAGAUAUAUGCAAUGUUAUCUUCAUUUUAGAUGUCAAAGAGGUUUUGUGGCUCCCUGUGUUUUCUUUUCUGUGGGAAACUGGUCCAAGUGGCUCUUUGAGUGUUUAAGGUUGCCGACCCCUGAUCUAGAUGAAUAGAAACGGGUGUCCUCCAACCAUCAAACCUCACAAAGGUCCGGCUUUAGAAAGCUUCUUUGUUUCAUCUUUUGCUGUAAACUCAUCGUCCUGCAUACCCAGAUGUUUGGAGUCAUGCACAUGUCCAUCCUGCUCUGAUUGCAUCGUAUGCAGACUGUCUUACUUUCAGCAUGGCUUCACCUGUGGUCACCUGCACCCAGAUUCAGCAGAAGGUCAAGGAGGAGGAGGAGGAGUUUCACCUGCAGAGGUUUAGAGUCACAAAGAUGUCUGACUGUCGACUCUUGUGGGGAGCUUGUUUUAUUGAAGAGCAGCCUCUGAAUCAAACACUUUUCUGUUGUGUUGAGUAAAAUAUUCAGAUGGUUGUCUGCUCAGUCUUUGCUCUUCAGACUUCUAGGGGCUCCUCUAGCAUGAAUGUUUGCUGUUCUGUGGUGUCAGGGCUGUCAGGAGAGAGGUGACACUCUUUUAGGUCACUGUCAGAUUGCAGAGAUCUGCAGAAACAGGAACAAAAGUAGAUUGUAUUUAUCAGAGAGAGACAGCAGCAGGAGGGUUUGAUUUCCAUGACCCUCAGCUUUACCUCCUAUUUAACUGAGUAAACCACCCUGAAACAGUCUGGUUCCUGGUCUUGCUCUCUGUCUACAUUAGUUAAUACAGACAUGCAGUGACCUGGAUUUUGGUGUCUGGUUGGUGUGAUGAAUUAUUCAGGGGACUUUAAUGGGGAGUUCAUCUUCUAUGGAAAACCCAUAUUUUCAUUUCUGUCUUCUUCAGAGCUGUUAUUUGUGAGCUGUUAUUUUAGGUGCUUGGAUGUUAUCUUUAAAGUCAGAGAGAGAGAGAUGCAGAUGCUCUUUUCUCUGGAACUGAUGUUACAGAAACAAAAGGUCCUCCUUUUCCUCUGAACCCUUGCUCACAGAGACCGUACACAGGUCUGUCUGUCUGUCUGUCAUGGAGAAACCCCUCACUCCUCCUAAUCCCUCUCUUCCUGUCCUCUUUCAGAUCGUCAUCCCUUUCUUCAGCCUACUCAUAAAGGAUAUCUACUUCCUUAACGAAGGCUGUGUCAACCGGCUGCAGAACGGACUCAUCAACUUUGAGGUAUGAGGGAGUUUCCAUGGCAACAGACGACUCCAAAUCUGAAUGGUUUUAUCAGAAAGUGUGGCUGUAUUUACUAAUCAUAGCAACAGAUUCAGAGCUUUUUAUUUCCACUUCCCUAAAGGGGUGAAGUCAGGCAAAAGAGUGAACAGACACACUGACCGCUGACCCUCACACUCAUGGUAUUUCCACUGAUCUCUGCCCACAGUAACCGUGAAUCAGACUCUAUUUUUAGGACUGAGUCUGUCAUGGGAGCCUCUGCUGGCUGCUUUUCUGUCCCACCCUGUUAGGAGUUUGAUAAACACAUCAGAACAGCUGAUUAUUACAUAAUUUAAAGACAUUAGCUCACUUUGUCUUUAGAGGUCUUUUACCUUCAUCAGAAGUCUUUAGAUAUGAAGUCUGACCUGUGUUAUGUGGCUUUGGUCUAUUUCAGAAAUUCUGGGAGCUGGCCAAACAAGUGAGCGAGUUCAUGACGUGGAAGAAAGUGGAGUGUCCGUUUGAGAAGGACCGUAAAAUCCUGCAGUACCUGUUAACGGCACCGGUGUUCACUGAAGAUGGUAUGUUCAGCACUGAAUCCAUUAAGAGAUUAACUACGAAGGAUGUUUGUGCAAAAAUCCAACUGAUAUUUCUUAGAAUUUUGCAGGAGCUCUGUCUUUGAAACUUUCCUAAUAAGUCCUUUGUUGUGAAGUUUUCCAUGUGUGAUGAGCUGAAGGGAGGCUCUGAAGGCUCUCUCUUAAAGCCGAUGUAAUAUUUAAAUAUAUUGACUAACUGCUCUGUUUUCUGCAGUUCUAUGAGUCUGAGGUUGAUCUUAUAUUCAGUUUUAAAUGAUCUGCUUCAAUAAUGUAAUCAAUACCUCUAUUAUCUUUGUCUCAGUCCCCUCAAAGACUCAUUAACACCAGAUCAAUAUGCCAUUAGGUUUUCAGUGACGCUAAUGGAGUGCCUCAGUAACACAUACCCAAUGAGAGAGAGUCAUAUCAAGAAUACCAUGAUUCCUUAAGGGUCAGAGCAGCUCCUAGAGUUAUUACUACACAUUUAUUUUUAAUUGAGUUAGUUUAUGAACCAACAUUUGUGGCAGUAUGAAUGCAUGCGUCAAUGUAAAUAAGCCAGAAUUAGCCCAGUUUAUCACAGUUUGUGUGUAUUAAGUUCACAGAAAAUUGCCAUUUCUAUUCAAACCCUGUAAAUAGAACUGAUGAUGAGUUUCUGGUUUCCUGCAGCGCUGUAUCUGGCAUCAUAUGACAGCGAAGGUCCUGAGAACAACAUGGAGAAGGACAGAUGGAAGUCUCUGAGGUGUGUAUGAGCCCCAUCUAAGACACACACACACACACACUAAGGGUUUUGCAGUCUUUCCAUCAUGGGUGUCACACUGUGUCCCCUCCUGCAAAAUCAGAGGGAUGUGGGUCACACACCAAUGCUAACCUGCACUCUGGUCAAUAAAUGCAUGAAACACACACACACACUAGAGCUCAUCAGUCUUCUGGGUCACUCUGUCGCUGGCAUGGAUGCUCAUAAAGGACAUCACUCAUUUUCACACAAUGACACACACACACACUCCCUAUUAUCACAGCAGUCUGGAUGUGUAUCAGAGUGUGUGUAUCUGUGUGUAGUCAGAAGAUGGAUGGAAGGAGCCUGUCUUAGAUGGCUCUUAUUUAAUUCGUUAAAAAAGCCCCAGGAUCUUACGGAGAUUUUCUGACUGCAGAAUCACACGCUGACUCUUCUCUGACACAAUCUUUCUCUGAGACGUUUAAUCCAAAGCACUGCUCUGCUGCAGAGUUUAAACUUCCUUCAGUUCAGGAAUCAGGGAAAAGAAAGCAAAGAGAAUUAUGUGCAGGGUUUUUCCAUUAAGAUUAGCCGAGAUACGAUGCAGUACAAUUGUACUUGAUAUUUGAUAGGAGCAGCAAGAUGGCUCAAUUGCGGGAAGACAGGAUACGAUACUAUACGAUUAGAUUAGAUUAGAGGUGACACCGUUGGAUACAUGAUUCAUUUUGUUUUAUUAUGUUACCGCAUUAUUUGAUCUAACACAAGACAUUACAAUAUGAUUUUAUAUGAUAUAAACUGAUCUAUUAAGGUUUGACACAACACAGCAGGAUACAGUAUAUUCUGAUACAAUACAGUAUGUUGAGAUUUGGUACAGUAUGAUUCGAUAUGAUCUGUCAUAUGAUACCUUAUGUUCAAAAAGAUUCAAUACAACAGUUACAUUUUAAUAUCAAACAACAUCUAAGCAUGAUGUAUGUAAUUUGAUGGGAUAGGAGUUGUUACAAUAACAUGAUUAUAAUUAUAAUAUUCUGUUAUAAUCAAAUUCUGUAUAAUUUAGUACAAUUUCGUGUUAUAUAUUCUGUUCAUAAUUAUAUUCUAUCUGUCGGUCUGUCUGUUCAGGUGUUAUGAUACAAUGAUAUAUGAAACUAUAACAAACAGUAAAUUUCUUUACAGUUUGAUGUGACACACUUGCUCACAUGCAUCUAUAAUAAACCAAAUGAAUAGAAAAAUAUUACAAACCAACAAUAACCUACAUACAAUCUAUCUCAUGAAUGAUAAACACAGAGGCAGUAUGUUUAAUAACUGAGAGCUGACAGUCUUUCCGGAGGCAGUUAAAUCUGUACAUGUGAACACAUGAGUCAGAGCUGCUGGCAUAGUCCGGGGUGAGAGCAGGUUUUAAACCUGGAGCUCUGAGAGAGUUUGGUUAACUGUGUGUGCGUGUGUGGUCCCAUUUUCACAUCCUGUGCCAAACUGCCCUGCAUCCCCCCUGAGCUUUGCCUCCACUGCGACACGAUCUGUCACUUUAUUCCAGCCAAGCCGUGUCAGCAGAACGUGCUGCUCAACACUGCAGUCACUGUCUGUCUGCACACUCACACACACACACACUGACAUUGCUGGAGGUGCUCUGCAGAUCAUCUGUUGCUGCAGCUCAGAUUCUGCUUUAAAUAUGUGAAAAAGACCAAAAUAGUCUCUCAAAAACACGUUAUAAAGCAGGUUUAUCAGAUUUGUAUAUGCUGAUAAAGGUUUUUUUGCUGGUUUUGAAAUAAGACUUCUGUAUACAGUUUUCUUAGUCGCUUUGGUGCAUUUCUCACAUAACUAUCAACAUUUGCUCAACAAUAAGUGCAUUUCUCAAAACACCAUUGUCAAAAAGAGUCAGAUUUUGGUGAGACAACCUGAAAAAUGCUAACAGAUCACAAUGAGGAUUGUGCAGCUGCAGUGUAGAAAAUAUCUUCAUCUAUCUUAUUUAACAGCUCUUUUCCUCUCCACAGAUCCACUCUGCUAAGCAGGGUCUAA